CCAGACGCAACCAUGGGCGCCGAACAGUCAAAACCCUCCUCCGAGGUCAAGCAGCAUGUCUUCUCGCCAGACCACCCCGUCCGAUUCUCCACCCAGAUGGUCGACUCGAUACAGAAGAACACUUUCACGGACUCGACGCGCUCCAGAGCCCAAGAACUUGAAUACCAGUCCCGCCUGACCGCAGAACUCGAAAAGCUCUCCUCGCAAGAAUCCCAAAGCCUGUCCUCCCUGCAUGAAUCCCUCUCUUCCGAGUCUGAGGAGCCCUCCUCGCCCUCUCUGGUCGAGAAGCUGCAAGACGCCACAUCGACCUCGUCCACCCUCGCGGAAAAGCAGCGACAGAAGGACAUGAGCAGAGAUAGCGUGACCAAGGAAAUUGAGACGCUGAAGAAGAAGUUGGAGCAGAGGAAGAAGCUCGAGCAGGUUAGUGCCGAUCUGCAAAAGGCGAAGGAGGGCGUUGUCGCAUGCUUGAGGCAGAACGACCGACGGCCGCUGGACUGCUGGAAGGAGAUUGAGACGUUCAAGAAGGAGGUUGGACGGCUGGAGAAGGACUUUGUCGCCAAGACUAUUCAAUGAGUGCACGAUU
This is a messenger RNA of Dothidotthia symphoricarpi CBS 119687, 583 nucleotides long. RefSeq lists its product as uncharacterized. NCBI's taxonomy places the organism in Eukaryota, Fungi, Ascomycota, Dothideomycetes, Pleosporales, Dothidotthiaceae. The coding region runs from base 13 to 573 and encodes 186 amino acids. The record is from RefSeq and is a predicted model, not a curated record. The transcript has 3 exons.